AUGGAGAUGAAAAGGUGGGAGAGAUCAAAUCGCAUGUGUAUGAUGAUCAUGAAGAAAGCCAUUCCAGAAAUAUUUAGGGGCACUAUAUCUAACAAGGUUAAGACGGCUAAAGAAUUUAUGGCUGAAAUUGAAAAAGUAUUUGUCAAGAGUGAAAAGGCUGAGAUUGGUACACUCUUGACACGUCUGAUUUUAAUGAGGUAUCAAGGCAAAGGUAACAUCAUGGAGUACAUCAUGAAAAUGUCUGAUCUUGCUUCUAAGUUGAAAGCACUUAAGUUGGACCUCUCUGAGGACUUGCUAGUGCAUUUGGUUUUGAUAUCCCUUCCACCACAUUUUAGCUAG
Nicotiana tabacum (common tobacco) is the source of this 339-nucleotide messenger RNA. Lineage: Eukaryota; Viridiplantae; Streptophyta; Magnoliopsida; Solanales; Solanaceae. The record is from RefSeq and is a predicted model, not a curated record.